Messenger RNA from Corythoichthys intestinalis (scribbled pipefish), 2007 nucleotides. It is a transcript of the gene upf3b, whose product is annotated as UPF3B regulator of nonsense mediated mRNA decay. Gene Ontology annotation, cellular component: cytoplasm; nucleolus. The coding region runs from base 130 to 1506 and encodes 458 amino acids. The transcript has 10 exons. The record is from RefSeq and is a predicted model, not a curated record. Gene Ontology annotation, molecular function: mRNA binding. Lineage: Eukaryota; Metazoa; Chordata; Actinopteri; Syngnathiformes; Syngnathidae. Gene Ontology annotation, biological process: positive regulation of translation; nuclear-transcribed mRNA catabolic process, nonsense-mediated decay.
UAUUGCGGAUGGGCGUUUAAAGCUGCGCAUGCGUGCUUUGUUAUACACUUCUUCGACCAAUAAAUUGUUAAAAAAAAAAAAGUAAACAAGUCAGAACGACACGAAAUUGACAAGUAGUCUUUUAAAACUAUGAAGGAAGAUAAAGAAAACACCCGACCCAGGGAGAGAAGAGUGGAAAUAAUGUGCGAAGAUUCGGAGAGGACAGAGAAGUCGAAAGAAAAGAAGGAGAGCAUGACAAAGAUUGUGAUCAGAAGGCUGCCACCAAGUCUCACUAAAGAGGAGCUUGAGGAGCAACUGCAGCCUCUUCCAGAAGUAGACUACUUGGAAUUCUUCUCCAAUGACACCAGCCUGUAUCCUCACCUCUUUGCGAGGGCAUACAUUAACUUCAAGAACCAAGAGGAUAUUGUAUUGUUCAGGGAUCGCUUCGAUGGCUAUGUAUUCAUUGACAACAGAGGACAAGAGUACCCUGCUAUUGUGGAGUUUGCGCCUUUUCAAAAAACGUCCAAGAAAAAAAACAAGAAAAAGGACGCCAAGUGCGGAACCAUAAGUGACGAUCCUGAUUACAAGAAGUUCUUGGAUUAUUACACUGGAGACAAUGAGAAGUUGACAUCUACUCCCGAGACUCUGCUGGAAGAGAUUGAAGCCAGGUCAAAGGAGCUAAUAGCUAAAAGAAAUACUCCCUUGUUGGACUUCCUAAAGAACAAACAACGAAUCAGGGAGGAGAAGAAAGAGGAGAGGAGAAGACGGGAGCUGGAGCGAAAGCGUCUUCGUGACGAAGAGCGCCGCAAAUGGCGUGAGGAGGAGCGACGGAAACGCAAAGGAGGCGAGAAGAUGAAGAAACUGGAUAAAAUGUCGGAAAAUGAAAAGGACCAAGUCAAGGAUGAGCCAAAAAUCAAACUGCUGAAGAAGCCAGACAGAGGAGACGAUGCCGAUUCUGACAAAAUGAGGGAGAAGUUAAAAAAAGCUGAGAGGCCCAGUAGAGAGGACAUCAGAAGCACUGAGCACAAGAGACGACAAAACAUUGACAACAAGGAAGAGCGCGCAAAGAGAGCGGACGAGGAAGUGCGUAGGGAAUUCCGUGAGCAUGACGCCGACCGUGACAGAGAGCGUGAACUGGAGAAGGAGCGUCUACAAAGGGAGAAGGAGCGCCUGAGACGACAGGAGCGACGCCGGAGGAGGGAGAAGCACGACGCCGAAAACGUCAGUAGGAAGUGGGUGGAGGAGGAAGGGCCAUCGAAAAAGGAUAGGGAGCGGCUGCCGGACAAGAAACGGAUUGACAACGUAUCAGAAUCUGACAAGGCUGAGAAGACUAUUAAAGACAACAAGAAGGACGACAGCUCCAAGAGAGAACGACUACGGAAUAGAGAUCGUCCUGCAAUCCAGCUGUACCAGCCUGGAGCACGAAGCCGCAAUCGUCCAGGAGGAGGAGGAGCAGGUGACUCCAGUGUUGCGGACAGGAAACCAGACACUGAGAUGAAGAAAAUGACUGAAAAGGGCGACGACUAGCGAAUUUUUUCUCAAAAUGUCUUUUUAUUUUGCGAGAGAAGAGAAGGGCAAGCCAGACUCAGUGCUGCGUGUCAACUCAAGAGCCUGCUCUCCUAUGUUUGAAGCCCACUUGUGAUUCACUAAGGAACUUGAUAGUGCCUCAACAUGACCCUUUUUACUUUCACUCAUUAGAAGCGCUAAAAGUUUGGCUUCAGGGCACAGAAAACCCCCAAGUGACCUUACUUUGUGCCUGUCUUGCUGCAGAUGUUCUACUUUGAUUUAUGCUCACACAAAUCUUACAUUCAAACAGCAUCCACAAGCUUUUUACCGGCGUCCAUCUAACUGUUUUUGUUACUCCUUGUAACAGACGAAUUGGAUGAUGCAUUUGAGUCUUCUGCUCAUUCAUCAUGCAGUUUGAGCUAUUAAAUCGCCUUCGUAAAUAGACAAUGUGGGGAAAUAACAACAGCAUUUAUUUUUUUCCGUAUUUUAUGUUAUGGCCUUUUUUUUUUUUUUUUUUUUUUU